UGAGCCAAUUUUCCAAUUAUCCGAUUAUAAAUUUACAGUUUUUGGGUCACCCGUAAAGAAUAUCCCCUGAUUUCUUAAUUUUUUUUAUAUUAUUAAGAAAAAAAAUUUAAUUUGCGGUUAUUACACUGAGAUAUUUCUUGGUCGUAAAAUGAGAUGAUCGGACUGGAAUCGUGAAGGCAAAACCGAGCUCGGAAUUUCGCGGAAAUUAAGGAAGCGAAUUUUGGGAAGUGUCGAACCGAUGUCGUCGCCGGACAUUGCAGGAAUUCUGGACAACUCGAAGGAGCUUGAUCGGUUAAGGAAAGAGCAAGAGGAAGUUCUUACUGAGAUCAAUAAGAUGCACAAGAAGCUUCAAGCUACUCCUGAGGUGGUUGAGAAGCCUGGAGAUAAUUCCUUAACUAAGCUGAAGAAUUUAUAUGCUCAUGCUAAGCAGCUUUCGGAAGAUGAAGUAGGUGUUUCUAAUUUGUUGUUGAGUCAACUCGACACCCUGCUUCCUUCUGGACCUCCAGGCCAGCCACGGCGAAGGAUAGAAGGUAGCGAUCAGAAGAGGAAGAGAGUGAAAAACGAGUCAGAUAUUUCAAGACUCUCUGCUUCCAUGCGAAGCCAACUCGAAACUUUUGCUAGUCUAAAGGGGGAGCAGGUAGCAGCCAAGGUCAAUCCAGGAGAUGGUGAUAAGGACGAGUGGUUUGUUGUUAAAGUGAUUCAUUUUGACAAGGAAAAAAAAGAGUUUGAAGUACUAGAUGAGGAACCCGGUGAUGAUGAAGAGAGUACUGAUCAAAGUUCUCUUCUCAGGAAGUACAUGGUGCCUAUGUCAUCUAUUAUUCCUUUUCCCAAGAGAAACGAUCCUUCUAGUGCCCCGGAUUUCCCACCCGGAAGACAUGUUUUGGCGGUCUAUCCAGGAACAACUGCACUCUAUAAGGCUACUGUGGUAAAUGGCCACCGCAAGAGGAAGACGGAUGAGUAUUUGUUGGAAUUCGACGACGACGAGGAAGACGGCUCCUUGCCUCAGAGGACUGUGCCCUUCUAUAAUGUGGUUGCCCUGCCAGAAGGACAUCGGCAGUGAUUUUUGUUGUUUGUAAUAAGUUUAUGAUUCGUGUAUAAAAAUUGAAGAAUCUACUGCCCAUUAUUGUAAGGACUAAGACCUCCUUUACCACGCCUCAGUGUUUGUUUAUUUUCUUGCUUAGCAAUAACACUGCAUUAUCCCACAUUUGAAAACUUAGGAAUUUUUCA
Morus notabilis is the source of this 1227-nucleotide messenger RNA. Its product is annotated as SAGA-associated factor 29. Gene Ontology annotation, cellular component: SAGA complex. The record is from RefSeq and is a predicted model, not a curated record. Bases 239 to 1060 code for a protein of 273 amino acids. Lineage: Eukaryota; Viridiplantae; Streptophyta; Magnoliopsida; Rosales; Moraceae. The transcript has 9 exons.